GAGCACUGAUUCUGCCCAUGUGCUUGCUCUCCUGAAGGCAAAGGAGCUCCAUGAAAUGGACGCCACAUCCAGUCGCGUCUGGAUCCUCACCAGUACGCUCUCAACGAGUAAAGUUGUGAUUAUUGAUGCCAAUCAGCCUGGCACAGUGGUGGACCAGUUCACUGUCUGCAAUGCUCAUGUGCUCUGCAUCUCCAGUAUCCCUGCGGCCAGUGAGAGUGAUUAUCCUCCAGGCGAGAUCUUCCUGGAGGGAGAUGUAAAUCCCGAGGAGUCGUCUGGAACAGAUGGUGUCUUGGCAGGGAUCACUCUGGUGGGCUGUGCGACCCGCUGCAACGUGCCGCGAAGCAACUGCUCCUCGCGCGGGGACACGCCUGUGCUGGACAAGGGACAGAGUGAGGUGGCUGCUGUUUGCAAUGGGAAGAUCAACCAGUCCCAGUCUACAGAGGAGGCAACAGAAGCUAUGGAGGUACCAGAGAACGGUACCAGUGAGGCAGAGCCUGCUGAGGCCCAGCCUGGGCCCCUCACAGAGCAUGUGUUCACAGAUCCAGUCCCUGCACAGGCUCCUCUUAGGCAGAACGGGGAGAAUGGGCAGCUGAAGACAGAGUCAAGCACAACACUGCCAGACCAGGAGUUGAAUGGGGAUGCUGCUGGAACUUGCACCAGCGCUGCCCCCACCAUGUGGCUGGGAGCACAGAAUGGAUGGCUUUAUGUGCACUCGGCUGUAUCCAACUGGAAGAAGUGUCUGCACUCGAUAAAGCUGAAGGACUCUGUUCUGAGCCUAGUGCAUGUGAAAGGGAGGGUUCUCGUGGCUCUGGCAGAUGGAACACUAGCCAUAUUCCACCGGGGAGAAGAUGGUCAGUGGGAUCUCAGUAAUUACCACCUAAUGGACCUCGGGCACACUCACCAUUCCAUCCGCUGCAUGGCUGUUGUGUAUGAUAGAGUCUGGUGUGGGUACAAGAACAAAAUCCAUGUUAUCCAACCUAAGACAAUGCAGAUUGAGAAAUCCUUUGACGCCCACCCUCGGCGGGAGAGUCAGGUGCGGCAGCUGGCAUGGAUUGGGGAUGGAGUGUGGGUGUCCAUCCGCCUGGACUCCACGCUGAGGCUUUACCAUGCCCACAGCCAUCAACAUCUGCAAGACGUCGACAUUGAGCCUUACGUCAGCAAGAUGCUAGGCACUGGGAAGCUUGGCUUCUCCUUCGUGAGGAUCACAGCCCUGCUCAUUGCUGGCAACCGCCUCUGGGUGGGGACGGGGAACGGCGUCGUCAUCUCCAUCCCA
This is a messenger RNA of Merops nubicus (carmine bee-eater), 1273 nucleotides long. Its product is annotated as C-Jun-amino-terminal kinase-interacting protein 3-like. The annotation marks the transcript as partial. The record is from RefSeq and is a predicted model, not a curated record. The transcript is spliced from 9 exons. Gene Ontology annotation, cellular component: cytoplasm. Lineage: Eukaryota; Metazoa; Chordata; Aves; Coraciiformes; Meropidae. Gene Ontology annotation, biological process: vesicle-mediated transport. Gene Ontology annotation, molecular function: MAP kinase scaffold activity; signaling receptor complex adaptor activity; JUN kinase binding.